UGCCCUUUUCUUCGGUUCCGCAAAAGCUCUUCUCGAUCUCGCCUCACCUGCCAUUAUCCGAGUCCAAAACAAGCCUCGCCUUGUUUUCCAUCUCACUUGCAAACGCUUCUUAGCCAGUCCACCGCUCCACGCUCAAUCAUCACUAUGCCUCCCAAGAAGGCCGAGGGCACCGCUGCCGCCAAGCCCAAGUCGGGCUCGACGCACGCCAGCUACCAGGACAUGAUCACCGAUGCCAUCGUCAGCCUCAAGGAUCGCAAUGGUUCCAGCCGCCAGUCGCUCAAGAAGUAUGUCAAGGCCAACAACCAGCUGAACGUCUCGGACAACAUGUUCGAUUCGCUCUUCAACAAGGCCCUCAAGAACGGUGUCGAGAAGGGUGUCUUUGCUCAGCCCAAGGGCCCCUCCGGUGGCACCAAGCUGGCGAAGAAGAAGGCCGAGCCCAAGAAGCCCGCCGCUAAGAAGGAGGGUGCCGCCAAGAAGCCCGCCGCGAAGAAAGCUGCCCCCAAGAAGGCUGCCGCUGCCAAGGGCGAGAAGAAGACCACCACGGCCAAGAAGCCUGCUGCCCCCAAGAAGGCUGCUACUGCGAAGAAGCCUGCCUCUGCCGCCAAGCCCGAGAAGCCCGAGACCGUCCUGACCAAGACGAAAUCUGGGCGCGUCGCCAAGGCUCAGAAGCCUGCGUCAGCCACCAAGAAGGCCGCACCCAAGAAGGCAGCAACGACUAAGAAGGCUGCCACGGCCAAGGCGUAGAGGCGUACCCCAGCAUGGGCUUAGGUCACUUUAUCACGAUGUCUACGGCGUUACGGGUUGCAAUUUUCAAGGGCACGGAUUGGGAGAGCACUGGUCAUCUGGGAUUUGUCGUUUGAUGGGCUGCCUGGAGUGCAGGAACAGGUCUUGUUGUAUUGUACGCGCGCGUGCGGGGGUGGGAACGCGGCGGCUUUUCUCACAUGCAUGCGUCGGCAUUCCUGCUCCUGACCUUCGCACCGCCGGGGCAGCGUGGGUAUGCGUGCUCGCGACACCUCAGGCCAAAGGCGCUCGGCGGCGUGUCGGGGGUGCGACGUGGCUGCUUUGGAGUUUGGGCGCGGUUCCCCGAGACUGGGGCACGGACGCGGCCUCGGCCAGCGUGUAGCAAUCUGUAAUUAUACCACCGGACUGGGGAAGCGGAAUGAGACAGAUAUUUGCCAACCUUGCUGCCUUGUUGUGCGCGCGCGUCUUGCAGACGCGGUUGGCGUCUUUGUUU
Molecule: messenger RNA, 1234 nt
Organism: Purpureocillium takamizusanense
Lineage: Eukaryota; Fungi; Ascomycota; Sordariomycetes; Hypocreales; Ophiocordycipitaceae
Exons: 5
Coding region: 145-744 (199 amino acids)
Biological process (GO): nucleosome assembly; negative regulation of DNA recombination; chromosome condensation
Cellular component (GO): nucleosome; nucleus
Molecular function (GO): structural constituent of chromatin; double-stranded DNA binding; nucleosomal DNA binding
Source: RefSeq, a predicted model, not a curated record